This is a messenger RNA of Penicillium robsamsonii, 543 nucleotides long. RefSeq lists its product as uncharacterized. The record is from RefSeq and is a predicted model, not a curated record. The transcript has a single exon. The coding region runs from base 1 to 543 and encodes 180 amino acids. NCBI's taxonomy places the organism in Eukaryota, Fungi, Ascomycota, Eurotiomycetes, Eurotiales, Aspergillaceae.
AUGCACAUUUCAUACAUCUCUCUGGCUUUGUUCGCCGUUGGCGCCAUCGCCGCGCCCGCCGCACCCGCCGCACUCGCCUCUCCCAAGCCUACCAGCAACGCCGAUGAGACCGCUACCGGAUUCCCUUUCACCCCAAUCGGCUCCUUCGAUAAUGAGGACAUUGAGGAAGGACUUGGACACUCAUUUUCCUCGGCCCUCGAGGCAAUGAAGAAGUCCGCUCAGCACGCAGCGUCCUCUACGGCCACUCCCACCCACGAAGUCGCGACCGUCCCGACUCCUGUCGUCUCCCAGGCCUCAACUCUCUCUCACGCCGCCCAUGCCGCCUCGCAGACCCCUGAGGUUUCCACUUCCGCCUCUACCACUCCCACACCAACUCCCUCUAAGAGCAAAUCUGCUCCUAGUUCCUCUGCUUCUAGUUCCUCCGCUGCCACUCCUUCCCCUACCAAGCCUGCUAAGAGUGACCCCCUUGGCGAUAUCAAGAAUCUUCCCGUUAUCGGGCAGCUCCUAGGCGGCCCCAUGGCUGCCCUCGGUCUCCAUCGUUGA